UCCACCGUCAAAGUUCUUCCUGGACGGGGGCGCGCCGUCAAAGCCGGCCACCGUCAAAUUUGAUGGUUGAUGGAUGAAUAGUAGAUUUUCUCCUCCGUCGCCAAAGGUUAUUUCUCUCACUAUCCGUUACGCAAUAAUUCUAAAGAAAUACUCAACCUUUGCUACUCAAAAUAUCUCAAAGUCCACCGCCGCAGCUAACAAGUUCGUCGUGUACUGCAACACUCAGAUCACUAGCCAUGGCCGAAACGGUAACAUCAGGGAGGCCGAGGCCCUAUUCCACCGCAUGCCCAGAAAAACCGUGGUUUCUUACACCGCCAUGCUCUCGGCAUAUGCGAACAACGGUCAAAUUGCCGAUGCCCGGAAAGUGUUCGAUGAUAUGCCCCAGAGGACUGUCGCGACGUGGAAUGCGAUGAUUACGGCUUAUGUAAGGAAUAUGAGCAGCAGAGUAAAUGGGGUGGAAGAGGCUUCUAGAUUGUUUCUGCAGAUGCCAGUGCGCAAUGCCGUGUCGUACACUGCAAUGGUUAUGGGUUUUGUCAGUGCUGGUAGGUUUGAUGAGGCCGAGAGAUUGUAUGAGGGAACGCCCUUAAAGUGGAGGGACCCGUUUUGCUCGAAUGUGCUGAUGAGUGGGUAUCUGAGAAUUGGAAAAUUGGAGGAGGCUGUUAAGGUUUUUGAAAGCAUGGUGGAGAAGAAUGUCGUUUCUUGGAGCUCAAUGGUUGAUGGAUAUUGUAAGAAUGGGAGAGUUGGUGAGGCUAGGAAAUUGUUCGACAGGAUGGAGGAGAGUAGAAAUCAGUUUACUUGGUGUUCCAUGAUCGAUGGGUAUAUGAAAGCGGGUUAUUUUGAGGAUGGUUUUCAGUUGUUCUUGCAAAUGAGAAGGGGAGGUGAAGUGGGGAUUGAACCUACUAUUAUGACUGUGAUUUUCGAGUCUUGCGGCAGAAAUGGUAGGCAUAAAGAAGGGUGCCAAGUACAUGGUUUGAUGUCGCAUUUAGGAUUCGAGUUUGAUGUAUUUUUGGGUAAUUCAAUUAUUGCAAUGUACUCAAAGUUUGGCUGUAUAAAUGAAGCGAGGAAGUUGUUCGAUACGAUUAGGGAGAAAGAUGUAGUUUCUUGGAAUUCCCUUAUUUAUGGCUAUGUUCAAGCUGGAAGAGUUGAAGAGGCGAAUGAACUUUUCGAGAAAAUGAAUUUCAAAGAUGCAGUGUCGUGGACGACUUUAAUUACAGGAUUCUCUAACAAAGGUUUAACCAGAAAAUGUAUCGAAUUAUUCAGUAAGAUGCCCGAACGGGAUUGUGUUGCUUGGACAGCUCUUAUUUCUGGCUUUAUAAAUAACGGAGAGCACGAAGAGGCUAUUCUUUGGUUCUUGAAGAUGAUUCGAAAUGCAGUUAGGCCAAACCCUCUAACGUUAUCCAGCUUGCUUAGUGCUUCAGCUAGUUUAGCAUUUCUGAGCCUUGGUCAACAAUUGCAUUCUAUUGUCUUCAAAAUGAAGGCGGAACAUGAUUUAUCCAUACAAAACUCCCUUAUCUCAAUGUAUACAAAGUGCGGAGUUGUAAAUGAUGCCCACAAGAUAUUUAAAUCCAUCACUACACCGAACAUCAUCUCGUUCAACUCAAUGAUCUAUGGGUUUUCACAUAAUGGGUUUGGAGGCGAAGCACUCGAGUUAUUCAAGCAAUUGGUGGAUGAAGGACACGAGCCAAAUGAAGUGACUUUUCUUGGUGUUCUUUCUGCUUGUACGCACGUGGGACUUGUGGAAGAAGGUUGGGAUUAUUUCAAAUCCAUGAGGACAUUGUUUAAGGUUGAACCUGGUCCUGACCAUUACGCUUGCAUGGUGGAUUUGCUCGGUAGAGCUGGUUUACUAAAUGAAGCAAUGGAGUUGAUCGAGUCAAUGCCUUUUGAGCCUCACUGUGGUGUAUGGGGUGCUCUUCUUGGUGCAAGUCGGACUCACAAUUUUCUUGAUCUUGCUGAGCUGGCAGCUCAACAAAUUUUAAAACUGGAACCAAAUAAUGCAACUCCGUAUGUGGUUUUGUCAGAUAUUUAUAGUUCGAUGGGGAAGAGAAGAGAUGAAGAACAAAUGAGAUCGUUCAGAAGGUUUCGGGGCGUUAAGAAGAGUCCGGGUUGCAGUUGGAUUGCUGUGAAAUGACGAGGUUAGUUUCUUCAACGCUCGAUUGGAUUUGUUAGGAAUGCUUUUUUUGAUUUACUUUUGAGAUUUAUGAUUAACUGAGCAUACAGUUCUUGUAUUGGAUAGGAUUGUGUAGUAAUAGGGGCUGAGUUUCGAUUAAGAUGUCGUACAGAUGCUUUAUGG
Molecule: messenger RNA, 2290 nt
Organism: Erythranthe guttata (spotted monkey flower)
Lineage: Eukaryota; Viridiplantae; Streptophyta; Magnoliopsida; Lamiales; Phrymaceae
Product: Tetratricopeptide repeat (TPR)-like superfamily protein
Biological process (GO): RNA modification
Molecular function (GO): RNA binding; protein binding
Source: RefSeq, a predicted model, not a curated record